Molecule: messenger RNA, 732 nt
Organism: Prunus armeniaca (apricot)
Lineage: Eukaryota; Viridiplantae; Streptophyta; Magnoliopsida; Rosales; Rosaceae
Source: the annotation of a GenBank genome assembly
AUGGCAAUAAAUUUCGUUGUCAUGUUUGGGUUGCUAGGUAACGUUAUGUCGGGAUUAGUCUACGUCUCUCCUGCAAAUGUGUUCGUGCGAAUUCUGAGGCGUAGAUCAACUGAGGAAUUUGAGAGUGUUCCUUAUGUUAGCAAGUUAUUGAACGCCUAUUUCUGGGUUUACUACGGACUUAUUAAGCCAAAUAGCGUGCUGGUGGCCACGGUCAAUAUUUUUGGUGCAGUUGUGGAGAUCGUUUUUCUUACCAUAUUUCUACUUUUUGCACCACCAAGAAUGAAGGCCAGGACUGCCAUGCUUGUUGUAGCUCUUAAUAUAGCCUUUCCAGCAGCAGCAAUUUUGCUUACUCAGUUUCUGCUACAUGGAGAUCAGCGGAUUGACGCAGCAGGACUUUUGUGUUCCGUCUUCAGCAUGAUUGCAUAUGCUUCCCCUCUUUCAGCCAUGAAAACUGUGGUGGCACUAAAGAGUGUGGAAUACAUGCCUUUUCUUCUCUCAUUCAUCCUUUUCCUCAAUGGAGGGAUUUGGACACUCUAUGCCAUUCUUGCAAAAGACUUGUUUGUUGGAAUUCCAAAUGGGACUGGAUUUUUAUUUGGUACUGCUCAGCUGAUUCUCUAUGCAAUAUACUGGAAACCAUCUAAGCCGCCCAAGCAAGUAUCUGAUGAUUUGGAGGAUCAACAACACAUCAGAGAAGCACUCAUCCCAGCUUCAAAACCCAUCAUUGCAGAGUGA